GGAAGCGCCGUUUCCCAGUCGUCCGCCGAUUCGCUGACCGCGGUUCCGCCUUCGCUCGCCAACGUCACACGAACUAGGAAGCAGUCGAAGUGAUCUGACGUUAAGGGUCUGCAUUAGUCGAUGCACUUGAAAAACAGUGGGGGCAAAAAAAAAUAGAGAUUUCAAAGGAGACGGUAUUGUAAUCAAUGACUGCGUUGUUACUGAAUGGCAACGUCGGAGUCUCGCUUCAAUGACGCGGAUCCGGGGAGCCGCCACGCCGGCGAUUCUGCCGGCAAAGGGCGCAGUGACGUGAGGGAGGCGAGCACGCAGACAGACGCCAAAGUGCAAGGUCACGGACCCAGACUUUCCAAAGUUAAUUUGUUCACGUUACUGAGUCUCUGGAUGGAACUUUUCCCCAGAAAGGAGAAAGAAACUUUCCCAACACAAACUGAAAGAUGGCAGGUCCGAAGCACAGGGCUGGUGGUGGUUCAGGGACGCAGUGUCACAGGUCUGCACUGCUCCAGCAGGGACCUGCACGCAGGUCAGAUUGCUGUGCUUAAACAUGGCCCAAGACUCAGGGGCUGUGACCUCUACUUUUCUAGAAAGCCCUGCUCCACGUGCCUGAAGAUGAUCAUCAAUGCUGGAGUCCAUCAGAUAUCUUACUGGCCAGGCGACCCAGAGAUGAGCCUCCUGACAGGUUCUGGUGACAGCAGCCAUGACUGCAGUUCCCAGGAGGCUGUGCUGGACGCCAGGGCAGCGGAGAGGCUGAAGUCCAACAGCCGGCCGCACAUCUGCGUCCUCCUCCAGGCGCUACCCAGUGGCAUGCAGCAGUUUGUGGAGGAAACCUCCAAAGACUGUGACUUCCUGGGCAGGAUUGCUCAGGAUGAUCGAUGCCUGGAUGUGGGGGGUCUCUUCAGGGAGGAGCAGAAGCGCAAUCUGGGUGAUUUCAACACAGCGUUCUUUGUCCAAGACCAGUCAGAGCAUCGUGGCAUCCUUACCAAAAUGGGGCUGGAGAACUUCUGCAUAGAGCCCUAUUUCAGCAACCUGCGGCAGAACAUGAGGGACCUGAUUACAGUGCUGGCCUCUGUGGCGUCCAGCCUCCUGGAUCACGGCCAACGUUACGGCUUCUAUGGCAACGGCCCCGCAGAUCCCGGCAGGCCGCUGUCGCAGGUCAUCGCUAAACACUGCAUCAUACAAGCUCAGCUGCUGGCAUACAGGACUGAGGAUCCCAAAGUGGGGGUUGGUGCCGUUAUAUGGGCGGAAGGGAAAUCUGGGAACUGCGACGGGACGGGGCACAUGUACCUCGUGGGCUCUGGGUACAACGCCUACCCAGUGGGCUCAGAGUACGCCGAACUCCCCCAGAUGGACGACAAGCAGCAGGACCGGCACAGCAGGAAGUACAGAUACAUCAUCCACGCUGAGCAGAACGCCCUGACUUUCAGGUGUGCGGAGCUCAGGGAGGACGAAAACACGACUAUCUUUGUCACGAAAUGCCCAUGUGACGAGUGUGUGCCUUUGAUUAAGGGGGCCGGCGUCAAGCAGAUAUACACCUCAGAUAUGGACAGUGGCAAAGACAAGCAUGACAUCUCAUACCUCCAGUUUGACAAUCUCCAGGGAGUGCAGAAGUUUGUUUGGCAGAGGAAUUCACAAGUUUGUCCAGGGCAGCUGAAUUCUUGUUUGUCCAAUGGCUGCAUGGGGAAGCACAACAGAGAGUCAGAGGAGGAUCACCCCCUGCUGAGAUAUUUGGGAUAUUUACGGAGUGUUGGAAUCAUGCUCAGGAAUCGUUUACAAUGCAUUGUGAAAUGGAUUUUGCAGAAAUCUCAAAGCAGGCAAACCUCUGGGACAAAAGGUUGCACAUUGAGUGUUUGCACAAGGCAUAUGUUUAUAUUAAGUCAUAAAACAAACAUGAACGUGUCACUUUCUGCAUUUAAACAUUUUUAUUCGACCAGACUGAGGACCCGUUUGUCACACCAAUUAAUCUGACUCCUCCUGUGUAACAUUUCAGUAAACUGAUUUUAAAUAAACGUAAAGGAUGAAAUAUAUAAUAAAAAUGUGUGUUACAACAAUUAUCUGCAAAAAACAGCCUACUCGAGAACUGGAUUGAUGGCAAGGAAAGGAAAAAAAAAACAUUAAAUCACAGAAGUAAAGCUUA
Paramormyrops kingsleyae is the source of this 2131-nucleotide messenger RNA. RefSeq names its product cytidine and dCMP deaminase domain containing 1 (gene cdadc1). Lineage: Eukaryota; Metazoa; Chordata; Actinopteri; Osteoglossiformes; Mormyridae. The record is from RefSeq and is a predicted model, not a curated record. Gene Ontology annotation, molecular function: dCMP deaminase activity; zinc ion binding. Gene Ontology annotation, cellular component: cytoplasm.